Molecule: messenger RNA, 1233 nt
Organism: Trypanosoma theileri
Lineage: Eukaryota; Euglenozoa; Kinetoplastea; Trypanosomatida; Trypanosomatidae
Exons: 1
Coding region: 1-1233 (410 amino acids)
Cellular component (GO): cytoplasm
Source: RefSeq, a predicted model, not a curated record
AUGUCAUCUCUCUCUGAAGAGAUUCUGAAACUCUCCGAGUUGUUUACCAAUGGUAUCCUUUCACCUGAAGAGUUCAAAGCUGCCAAAGAGGCGGCAAUCAAACGCUACAAUUUACCGUCUGCGUCUCCCGCAGAGGACGUAAAGGAUCAUGUGAAAGAAGUAAAACAGCAUAUUCCCUUCUCACGUAUUAACAUUAGUGAAUUCGAUGAGGACGCUGCGGGGCAGGCAAACCGUGAGAAGGCUUAUGGUCUCAUGGAGACAAUUUUGCGUAAUCUUCAGUUUCAUCCAAUGGAACAGAAGUACAGACGGUUGCGUCUUGGCAACCCUGUGUUGCAAUCCCAAUUAUUUUCUGUUCCUGGAACUAUGACAUUUUUGGGAUCACUUGGAUUUAUAGUUGAAAGAGAUGAAGAGAAAAGAGAAGAAAAUAUGUGGCUUCCUGAUGUACCUCAGAAAAAUCUCUUGAAUGAGGCACUGGAAGCCAUUAACUUUCUUCGAAAUCGCGAUCGAGAAGCGCAAACCCAUACACGGGAUUACAUGCGUCUUCGACAGAAUCUUAGUCUUGCAGUGCGCCGCGAACGGUGGGAAAGAGCCAAAGCUGUGGGUGAAUUACGUACAUACAUUGCACAGGAGUUUUGUGCAGACGACGCCGGUGAUGGCCUUCAUACCUCUGCAUCAAAUUUGGAGAAACUCGAUAGCAUCCUGAGAAAUAUACUCCAUCACCCAACAGAGGGAAAGUACCGUAAGCUCCGACUUUGUAAUAAAUCGGUUUACCGAGCUGUGGUGCAACAGCGUGGAGGACUAGAACUUCUUCUUGAAUGCGCUGGAGCUGAAUUGGAAGAAGAGGGAGGAGGAGAGGCUUACCUGGUCUUCCGCGAGGGUGCCGUGACACAAGCUGAACUUGAGUCUGCCCUUAGGACGUUAGAAGAUUCUCAGCGAGCGGUGCAACAGGCACGCGAGGAUGCUAGCCGACGAGAACGGGAGGAAGCGUUGGAGUUAAUGCGCAAGGAGAUGCGCCGCGCAAGACAGCAAGAGGGUCUGCAAGUUAGACGCGGCACUAAGGAAGGGUCACAAGGAGGAGGUCCAGAGCAUCCAGAGGAAGAAGGACAUCAAUCAAGACGCCGCGUUCCCAUAGCAGAGGCGGUGCGUUAUCUUAUGGGAAAGGGAGAUGCAUGCGAAAAAUAUGGCAAAGAUGAGGAGGGGGAGGGGGAAGAAAACGAAGAAAGGAGGGAGUAA